GACAAACGGUCGUCUCCUCACUCUCCUGCAGUCAUGUUCCUGUACCUCCUGGGCCUGGUGGUUCUCUUCUACCUGUACCGCUGGGUCAGGGAGAUGCCCAGGGUCGCCGACAAAGGCAGCAAGUACGUGUACGUCACCGGCUGCGACUCCGGCUUCGGAAACCUCCUGGCUCGCCAUCUGGACAAGCAGGGCUUCCGAGUGAUCGCGGCGUGCUUCACGGAGAAGGGAGAGGACGGUCUGAAGAAGGCCUGCUCCAGCAGCCUGACCACCACGCACCUGGACGUCCGGUCCAAGGAGAGCGUGGCCAAAGUGGGGGCGAUGAUCAAGGAGAAAGUGGGCGAGCAAGGUUUAUGGGCUGUAGUGAACAACGCGGGCGUGUCCGUUCCCUCGGCGCCCAACGAUUGGCUGACCAUCGAUGAUUUCAAGUCGAUGCUGGACGUGAACCUGAUCGGGGUGAUCGCCACGACCCUGAGCGUCCUCCCGCUGAUCAAGAAGGCCAGAGGCCGGGUGGUGAACGUGGCCAGCGUGUUCGGGAGGAUCAGUCCCACCGGAGGCCCGUACACCAUCUCCAAGUACGGCGUGGAGGCCUUCAACGACAGCCUCAGGCUGAAUAUGAAGCAUUUCGGGGUCAAAGUCCUCUGCAUCGAACCCGGCUUCUUCAAAACCAACGUGACGGACAGCGACCUCCUGAAGAGGAACGUGGAGACGCUGUGGGCCAAGCUGCCGCAGGACGUCCAGGACGACUACGGAGCCGAGUUCCUGCCCAACUCGUUAGAUAUGAUCGAUGAGAAAGUCUCCAAGAUCAGCGACGGGGAUCUGAUGAAGGUGGUCAGCUGCAUGGAGCACGCCGUGUCCGCGCUCCGGCCACGCACCCGCUACUCGCCGGGCUGGGACGCCAAGCUCUUCUGGCUGCCGCUGUCCUACAUGCCCUCCUGCCUCACCGACUACUUCUUCCACAUGCAAGCCAGUCCCAUCGCCAAGAAGAUCUAAUACGCUGCUGCUCUUCGUCUUUGUGUGUUCAAGUUUGUAUUCAUUACUUCUGUGAUAUAAACAAUACGACCAACUGA
Molecule: messenger RNA, 1067 nt
Organism: Limanda limanda (common dab)
Lineage: Eukaryota; Metazoa; Chordata; Actinopteri; Pleuronectiformes; Pleuronectidae
Gene: dhrs9
Product: dehydrogenase/reductase (SDR family) member 9
Exons: 4
Coding region: 34-990 (318 amino acids)
Molecular function (GO): oxidoreductase activity
Source: RefSeq, a predicted model, not a curated record